UUUCAUGUGGUUGAAUAAAAAUAUUGUUAUUGUUAUGAAGUUAUUAAAUGUUUUUACACAGAAGCUGUGGUUUUUAUUUCUAGAGUGUGUUAAUCAUCAGAGGAGAUUCUAUUAAGGCAAUGAAUUCACUCAAUAGUGGAGAUAAUGAUGGACGAUCAAAUAAUGAUGAAAAAAUUUGUAAUAGAUUGACAUGGAUUAAAACUAUUUUUGGAGAAGAUUCUUAUUAUCCAUCCUGCUUCACUUCCGAACCUAAGCUACGUAAGGAUCUGUACUUAGUAAUGUCAAAUACCGGUACUAGAAAUAUUAAGCAACGAUGCAGAGAUUUACAUAAACAGUUUGUUGAAUAUACAAUGAAUAAAGUGAUUCCCAUUGGUGGAAUGAUUAAGGAUUUGCUGCACUUAGUGAUGAUUAAUGGAGGGCUGCGCCCCUGGCAACCCACUUACAAGAAACAGGAUUGUGAACUUAACUACUUGAUAGAUAGAGUAGUACUAUGUCCAGAACUGAAACUUGAAGGCAUUGACAAAGAUAAAUACAGAUCUGUUGCAAAUGUAACAAGGAGUGUUGGUGUGCAACAUGUUGUGCUCUCUUCGGUGCCAGAUUUAUCUGACGGUUCAGUAUUUGAGUCACUUGAGUCAUCUGAUUCAGGUGAUAAAUUAGAAACUGAGCGAAAGAAGAAACUUCGUAAGGUUUGUCAAGAGGCAAAGAAUAUAAAUGUAGACAGCCACAUUAGUAAUUUCAGGCGAGAUCCAUUAAUACUAUGUCAAGUGGACAUUUUAAUUUUAAUCACACUAAGCAAUGCCGCCUAUGUGGCUAAACAUCUCGGAUUAAUUUAUUUAGAAGAUGUGCUAGAUGAUGUACAGAACGUGACAGAAUAUUUGUUAAAUACUAAUGCAAAGUGUUACAAGCUGGCUCAAACUCGCAUUACUGAAAAGCUGAUGAAUGGAUUCAGCAACAUCGUCGUCACAUCCAACAUCUCCGCGUGGAAGAACAUUCGAGCAAAUGUGAGAGCGAUUUUGACAGAAGAAAAUAUGCUUGAUGUGAUAUAUCGAAAGGAAAUGAAUGAGGCUUCAGAUUAUGUCGUUUUGGUCGAUAGUUUUUUGUCCUGCGUUGAAGCUAUAGGAGGCAUUGUAAGCAAAGCUUUGCACUUCCCAGUUACAACACCAGUUAAAUAUGAAGUUGAUGGGAAGAAAUUUGCCACAAUCAACGUACCUAUAACGGCCAUAGUACCGCUAUAUAUAAUUAGAUACUUGACGCAAUACUACAUGGCAUCAAACACAGCUGCAGAGUUAAGUUUAUCAAAGUUGCUUGACUGUUGAUGAGUUCUACGAAAUUUUGUGUUUUUGCGUUUUGUUCUUUUACUUCUUACCAGGAAUGAUAAAAUACUGUAACUUAUAUGGAUCUCUUAAAAUUCUUGUGAACAGAUAGUAUUAUAGCAGCCAGUAUUUUAUUUUUUAAUUAAUUAUCUCUUGAGUGAUGAUCAGUAAUCUAUGGUUCUAACUAACGACUUAUAUGGCGGACACUAAACAAUUUUUUUAAUUACUAGGGUAAAAAGUGACAUUUAAGAAUACAAAAUAAUAUUUCAGCAGUCUAAAAAAUAUGGUAUUCAAUAUUGUAAACUGUGAUAUAAGAUAUUUUAAUACGCAAUUGGAAAUACACCAAAUGAUGUGAUUUUUUUCAUUAAACGUUUGUGGUUUGAACCUUUA
Photinus pyralis (common eastern firefly) is the source of this 1703-nucleotide messenger RNA. RefSeq lists its product as uncharacterized. Bases 120 to 1316 code for a protein of 398 amino acids. The transcript has 2 exons. The record is from RefSeq and is a predicted model, not a curated record. NCBI's taxonomy places the organism in Eukaryota, Metazoa, Arthropoda, Insecta, Coleoptera, Lampyridae.